Astyanax mexicanus (Mexican tetra) is the source of this 1422-nucleotide messenger RNA. RefSeq names its product serine racemase (gene srr). Lineage: Eukaryota; Metazoa; Chordata; Actinopteri; Characiformes; Acestrorhamphidae. Gene Ontology annotation, biological process: L-threonine catabolic process; L-serine catabolic process. Bases 100 to 1071 code for a protein of 323 amino acids. Gene Ontology annotation, molecular function: L-serine ammonia-lyase activity; pyridoxal phosphate binding; threonine deaminase activity. The record is from RefSeq and is a predicted model, not a curated record. The transcript has 7 exons.
CACACACCGAUGGGUAGUAUAACUCGACAGAACACCGGUCCAAAGUCAAAGUCUUCUGUUUAGGUUUUCUGCUAAAGUCUCUGACUUUCCCUACGUAAGAUGGAGAACACCACAGCAGACAGUAUCACUCUUCAGGUGCUGAAGGAAGCACGGGAGACGGUGAUGUCCAGCCCUCUGGAGGUGAUCAACACCCCCAUGAUCCCGUGGGCUCAGACCACACUGCCUCUCCACGAGUCCUGCAGCAUCCACCUGAAGCUGGAGAACAUGCAGAGGACAGGUUCAUUUAAAAUCAGAGGUGUAGCAAAUCAGUUUGCUCGAAAAGCCAAAGGAGGUCAUUUUGUCACAAUGUCAGCAGGGAACUAUGGAAAAUCAUUUGCCUUUGCCUCUAAACACUACGGAACCAAAGGCAAAGUGGUGAUGCCUGAAACCGCCCCCAUCUCCAGAUCCCUGCUAAUACAGAGUUUUGGUAUAGAAGUUGAGCGAGUGCCGACGCCACGUCUCUUGGAUGUAGUCAAUCACUGUGUUCAAGAGGAAAACAUGACCUUCAUGCAUUCUUUCAAUGAUCCAGAUCUCAUAACAGGACACGCCAGUCUAGGCUUUGAGGUUCUGGAGGUGGUUCCUAAUCCUGAUAUAGUGGUGGUGUGCUGUGGUGGAGGGGGGUUACUGGCUGGAGUGGCCGCUGCCAUUAAAUUGUCAGGAUGUGAUGAAACAAAAAUCUAUGGAGUGGAGCCAGAAGGAGCAUGCACAAUGUACAAAAGCUUCAUUGAGAACAAACCUGUCGGCAUGGACAGCAAAAGCAUCGCUUCUGGUCUUGCACCUCCCUUUGCAGGUGCUCUACCGUUUGCACUGUGUCAGAAGUACGUGGAGGAGAUAGUGCUGGUAACAGAUGAGGAAAUCAAGUCUGCUGUGUCCACACUCUACAGAGCUGGUCUGGUAGUAGAACCAUCAGGUUCUGCUGCUUUUGCUGCUGUCAUUAACGGCAGAAUACCCAACAUCACCGGCAAAACUGUGGUGGUCAUUCUGAGUGGAGGAAACAUUGGGAAAGAUGAGCUCACCAAUUUCCCUGACUGAGAUAGGAGUUUAAAACAUGCAUUAAUGCAUCAUCCUAAAAUGUGAUUUAUAUGAUAUUAAUUAUAGUAUAGGUAUAAAUAUUCAUGAGCAAAAGCCUAAAUUCUAUCGUUUCUUCUAACCCACUCCUCCACUGGACUAAAGCAGCGUUAUACCGGAUCACCAAAGCAUCAUUUUUUUUUUCAUAAAAAACAGGUCCCAGGGCAUUCAUUCAUACUAGAGACCUCAACUAGACAUUUUAAAAUGAAUGAAAAAUAUGAGACCUUUAAGGCAGAAAUACAGUAUGCUCGUAAUUCAAGUCACUCCUGUGAAAAUGCUGCUAUAGAAAAUAAAGAUGUAGCAUAAAUUAUCUGA